CCCCCUUUCCCCCCCCCCCCAUUUUCAGUUCCCUGCGGCCGCUCUGGGAAGGGAUCAAAGGUCACGGAAUGGAGCGGGAACGGCUCCGGGCACUGGUGAUACUGGGAGUUCUGUCUCUGGCCAGAGGGGACCCCCCCGAUGCCUCCAGUCCCUUCCAGUAUGACUGGUGUCACCUGCGCGUCGGUGGCCUCGUGGUGGCCGCGGUGCUGAGCGUGCUGGGGGUCGUCAUCCUGCUCAGUGGGAAGUGCAAGUGCCGGAGCAAGGCCAGCCGCCGCCGCCCCCCCCCCGGAGCUGUCACCUCUGGCUGGGACAGGAGCCUGAGCUGUCCCCAGGUGUCCCUAAAUGUCCCCGACAGGUGACACCGGACAGGGGGAGGGACCGGGUUUGUUUCCCCCAAAAUGUCCCCGAAUGUCCCCGAGAAAGGCGAGGAAUAAAAAUGGGUGAAAAAAACGGAUUUUGGUCACU
Vidua macroura (Pin-tailed whydah) is the source of this 465-nucleotide messenger RNA. Its product is annotated as FXYD domain-containing ion transport regulator 3-like. Gene Ontology annotation, biological process: regulation of sodium ion transmembrane transporter activity. Gene Ontology annotation, cellular component: membrane. The record is from RefSeq and is a predicted model, not a curated record. Gene Ontology annotation, molecular function: sodium channel regulator activity. NCBI's taxonomy places the organism in Eukaryota, Metazoa, Chordata, Aves, Passeriformes, Viduidae. The transcript has 8 exons. Bases 69 to 359 code for a protein of 96 amino acids.